Cordyceps fumosorosea ARSEF 2679 is the source of this 1626-nucleotide messenger RNA. RefSeq names its product Phosphatidylinositol-glycan biosynthesis class S protein. The transcript is spliced from 2 exons. Gene Ontology annotation, cellular component: GPI-anchor transamidase complex. Gene Ontology annotation, biological process: attachment of GPI anchor to protein. The record is from RefSeq and is a predicted model, not a curated record. Bases 1 to 1626 code for a protein of 541 amino acids. Lineage: Eukaryota; Fungi; Ascomycota; Sordariomycetes; Hypocreales; Cordycipitaceae.
AUGGCCAGCAAGGCAUCGGCAGAGGCGUCUGCCCUGCCUGCGGCCGAGGAAGAAAAAGGCUACACUCCCCCGCCCCCAGAGAAACCCUCCGACACCCGAAGACGAAGCUACAUUGUCUGGUCGUACUGGCUGAUUGUCAUCUUCCUCGGCCUCCCGAUAUGGUGGCAGACGACAGCCAUCCACCGCGCGAACCUGCCGCUGGAUAGCAUGAUGCAAUGGGCAGAUGGCAAGGCCUGCCGACCCGUCUUCCCGCUCCAGAUUGACAUUCGCGUCGAUGCGCUGCAGGAGCCCGAGGCCCAGCACCUCGUGCGCCUGACACAACACGCCCUGGACGACCUCAACGAGUUCUCCGGCCACCACCUACGCCUACGCCUAGCCCCGAAGGAGGGCGCCGCUGCCGACGCCGCCGACGAGGCCGAACCCGCCCUAACCAUCCACUGCCGACCCGGCGACGCCGCGACGUCCACGCUGAGCUCGGAGCAGCCCGUUCUCGACAUCACGUACCCGCCGGGCGCGGCGCCGCAGCUCAGCUCGGCGUCGAGCGGGCUCGCCGCGCUCAUCACCAGCGAGCUGCGCGCCACGUUCGCCGAGGAGCAGUCCAUCAUCGCGUACCUGCUGUCGAUGUCGUCCAUGGCCGGCGGUGGCGCAGCGCCGACGCCCGAGGCGGCCGAGGCGCUCGCCCGGCGCACGACGCGCUCGCUGCGCUACGCGCCGGCGUACCACCUCACCUUUUCGCUCUUCACGGACCGCGCGCUGCCCAACGCGUGGGACGUGGACCGCGCGCUCGACGAGCACAUCCGGCCGAUGCUUGCGGCGCUCGCGCCGAUUCACAACUUCACCAUCGACACGCAGGUCCAGCUGUACGCCACGCCCGGCGACCAGUCCGAGGUGCUGAGCAGAGAGGCGCUGUCGUCCUUUAUCAACGCGGCCGAGUGGCCGCUGUCGCCGUCCAUCGGGGGCGCGCCCACGGUCAACUUUGUGCUCUACGUCGGGAACCAAACCAUCCGCCUCGACGAAGACGCCGAAGCCGACGCCGCUGGUGGCAGCACCUCGCAGUCGUGGACGAUCCCGCAGUGGGGCAGCGUGUACCUCCUCGCGCUGCCCAGCACGGAGGCGCACGUCUCCGCGGCGACGCUCCGCCGACCGAUGCUCACCUUUGGCGGCCACCUGCUGUCUCUGCUGGGCACGCCGUCGUCGGGCUCGCUGCCGCUGCGGCUCUCCUCGCUGACCCGCAUCCGGUCGACCGACCUGCUACUACGCGCCUCGUCGUCGCUGGGCUCGCUGGCGCGGCUGACGGGCAAGCUGCCGUCGAUCGCGAUCCCGCAGAGCGUGGCGGACGGCGUGGAGACGACGCUGCGGCACCUGGAGCGGGCGUGCGCGGACCUCGGCGGUGCGGAGGGGCUGGCGCACGCGCGCGUGGCGGAGCGCGAGGCGGAGCGCGCGUUCUUCGAGAAGAGCAUGGUCGGGCAGCUGUAUUUUCCGGACGAGCACAAGAUCGCGGUGUACUUGCCGCUGCUGGGGCCCAUCUCGGUGCCGCUGGUGAUGGGGCUGGUGGCGGAGGUGAAGAACUGGAUCGCGAGGCGGAGGAAGCGCGCGGAGGAGGCCAAGGGCAAGAAGACGCAAUAG